This is a messenger RNA of Aspergillus ibericus CBS 121593, 1730 nucleotides long. Its product is annotated as UDP-glucose:hexose-1-phosphate uridylyltransferase. Gene Ontology annotation, molecular function: UDP-glucose:hexose-1-phosphate uridylyltransferase activity; zinc ion binding. Gene Ontology annotation, cellular component: cytoplasm. Lineage: Eukaryota; Fungi; Ascomycota; Eurotiomycetes; Eurotiales; Aspergillaceae. The record is from RefSeq and is a predicted model, not a curated record. The coding region runs from base 336 to 1493 and encodes 385 amino acids. Gene Ontology annotation, biological process: beta-D-galactose catabolic process via UDP-galactose, Leloir pathway. The transcript has 4 exons.
UACAGAAAUGGACUGUUCCGAAUACCAGGUCCCAUAUGGAUUGGUUCCUGUGAAACUACCAAGGUUAAAAGGAGAUUGGAGCCCGUCAGGCACCGUGAUGGAUGGUAUUUAGAAGGGCUCAGGGCCUUGAAAUUACCCGAGCAGCCGACCGGAUGACUGCAUUUUACCCCGUGCUGUCGGUGCCGAAUCGCCAUAAUUUCCGGAGACCCCGCGACUUAGCCCCGCCAUCAGCCAACUUUUCUCCGUCGCUCAUUUUUCUCUGAUUCUUUCUUUUCUCUCUUCUCUUGCUUCAGCAAGCAUCACUCAAUUGAUAGACUUUCUACUUGUUUGCGACAAUGGUUGAAAGCGUUCUUGACGAUAUCUCUCACCGGAGAUUCAAUCCUCUUCGAGGAUCUUAUAUCUUGGUCUCCCCGCACCGGACCAAGCGCCCCUGGCAAGGACAGCAGGAGAGCCCCUCCAAAACUACGUUGCCAUCCUACGACCCGGCUUGCUACCUAUGCCCUGGAAACAAGCGCGCGCAGGGUGACAGCAACCCAAAGUAUGAAAAGACAUUUGUGUUUGUGAACGACUACAGCGCGGUCAAAGAGGAACAAGCGCCUUAUACCGCCGAUGGCGGCGAGGACCUCGAAUCGUUCUUUCUCAAGGCAGAGCCGGUGACCGGUAAAUGCUAUGUGCUCACCUUCUCUGCGGCCCACAAUCUCACCCUGGCCGAUCUGUCGCCGGCCGAAAUCGUGCCUGUCAUUGACGCUUGGACUGAGCUCUACACAGCUCACCUGUCCCCGAAGUCGCCUUUGGCUGCCGUCGCAUCCGCGACCACCCUGCCUCCGAACUCUCCCACUGUUAGCUUGACUAAGCCCAAGGAACAAUAUCGCUACAUGCAGAUCUUCGAGAACAAGGGUGCCGCCAUGGGAUGCUCGAACCCUCACCCUCACGGUCAGGUCUGGACCACUAGCUCUCUGCCCGAGGAACCGGCAAUGGAACUCGAGCAGCUCAAGAAAUACCGUCAGGAGAACGGAGGCAAGCACAUGUUGGAGGCCUACGCUUCUCUUGAGAGCCGGAAACAGGAGCGCGUGGUAUUUGAGAACGAUGCGUUCUUGGUCGUCUGUCCCUGGUGGGCUGUCUGGCCGUUCGAGACCAUGGUUGUCAGCAAGACACACAAGCGUGCCUUGGUCGACUUGAACGGCAGCGAGAAGGAGCAGCUGGCGGAAGCCAUCGCAGAGGCCACCAGACGAUAUGACAAUCUGUUUGAGACUCAUUUCCCGUACAGCAUGGGCAUUCACCAGGCGCCGCUUGACGGAACUGAGGAGGAAAUUGAGUCAUCGUACCUGCACCUGCACUUCUAUCCCCCGCUAUUGCGCAGCGCUACCGUGCGUAAAUUCUUGGUCGGCUAUGAAAUGAUGGGCGAGCCCCAGCGUGAUAUUACCCCCGAGCAAGCCGCCGCGAGGCUGCGGGGCUGUGGUGGAGAGCUUUAUAGAAAGAAGAUGGAUGCUUAGGAGGACUUGAUGAUCUGGAUUGUAUGUUGUAUACCUAUCUGUUCUUCUGAUAGCGAAUGAUGCUUGUAUCGAAACACUCCGACCGGUAGGAUCCACUUCGAUCGGUAAGUAGGACGAGGUGUUUAACUUUCAUAUGAUGUACUUAUGUCGAAGCGAGAGAGUAACCAAUUAUCAUACCUAAUACUCGCUUGACAGUCAGACCCCUUCUUCGUAUCACGUUCAUAGCAUUCAUGAGGU